Molecule: messenger RNA, 753 nt
Organism: Kluyveromyces marxianus DMKU3-1042
Lineage: Eukaryota; Fungi; Ascomycota; Saccharomycetes; Saccharomycetales; Saccharomycetaceae
Gene: RMI1
Product: Rmi1p
Exons: 2
Coding region: 1-753 (250 amino acids)
Source: RefSeq, a predicted model, not a curated record
AUGCCUAAGAAAGUUGUUUCUUCCAAAGGCACACAACUAAUAGAAUAUGAGCCUAUAUCAAGGGAUCCAAUGACUUCGGAUUUGAGGAAGGCAGAUAUCACUACGGUAACCCGAGUUUUGGAGGAUCCAAACUCUCUGCUAGUCCAGGCUUUCAAUAGUGAACCAUGGCCCGCGAAAGAUGUGUUUGAACAGAAAUUAAAAAUCUUAGAUAGACCACUGCUGUUCCAAGUGUGUAUGAUAGAUAAUGUAUCGCGUUCAAAGCUCACGCAAGUGGACGAGUUACAGGUCAUGAUUGAUCCACGCAGGCAGAAAGUUGAUCGGUUAAGCACGUCACGUGACCGACAGGAGCUCAUAUCCGAGGUGAACAUUGAUGAAGAUGAUGACAACAAUGGUGUCACAAGUAGCAAUGCAAACAAUAACCAAACUACGUCAGCUGCAAAGGAGACGGGAAAUCUCAACCAGCAUGUUUACAAACUUACAUUGCAAGACAAGUACGGAAACUUGUUUUAUGCAAUAAAUUUGGAAUCAAUCCCAGGUCUAAAGACGUGCUUUUUCGGAUCGAAGCUUAUCUUAUUGCCUGGAGCGGUAUUCAACAGAGGUAUGUUUACAUUCACAAACUCUACGGUGAAAUUGAUGUAUGGACUCAUACAGCAGUGGAACGAAGGAAAGCUCCAAAAGGUUUCUGAUUACUUACAGAACGAGUUGAAUGCUCAAAAUCCAACCUUGAACGCUAAUGGGAAGAGGACGGCAUAG